AUGGAGGAGAUGAUGAUGAGGACCAGUUCUGCUACUAGUAGCCCAGAAACUAGCAGAAAUGAAACCAUUAAUUCUAUAGAGCCCAUCACCACCUCCACUUGCCCAAGCUGGAAACUUUAUGAAAACCCAUUUUAUAAUUCUCAUCUCCGCCAUCAAAAUCAACCCCAACAACAACAACAACAACAGCAAUGCCAAAGUAGCAGCAGCAGCAACAAGCAACAAGUUCAUCAUUGCCUGCACCUCCCUAUCUCUGCUCGCAAGCUUGCUGCUACUUUCUGGGAUCUAACGUUCUUCAAGCCAGUCAUGGAGUCUGAGAUAGAUUACACACGAGCCCAGAUCAUAGAAUUGAAAGCUGAGCUCGAAUAUGAACGCAAGGCACGUAAGAAGUUGGAGUCUUCAAACAAGAGGCUGACCAAAGAGUUAGGUGAGGAGAGAAGGGGAAGAAAAGCGAUUGAGAGGGUGUGUGAAGAGCUUGCCAGAGAGAUUUCAUUUGGGAAAUCAGAGAUUAGUAGGAUGAAGAAAGAGAUAGAGGAGGAGAGAAAGAUGCUUAGAAUGGCUGAGGUGCUGAGAGAAGAGAGAGUUCAGAUGAAGCUCGCCGAGGCGAGGAUUCUAUUUGAAGAGAAGCUGUUUGAGUUGGAGGGUUGUAAACAAAUGCAGAGCACUGAGAAUUCACAUUUCAAGAUCAAAGACAAGAGUGAGGAUGUUAAUGCUGCAAUUUUUUCAGGAAAGUCAGCUAGCAAUGAUAAAAACAUUGGUGUUGAUUGUUCAAGAGACUCAAUGAGUUUGGUGGUUUUGGGUGAAAAGUCUUCUGCUUUUUCAGGUGAUCAUAAUAAUGACUAUGUUUCCAGUGUGUCUGCUACAACUUCAAGGUCAGUGCUUUUGGGUGAGAAGGCAGCUUGCAGUGACAACAGCGGUGGUUUUUCAUCAAUAGCAAUUCAGAAAAGAGCCUCACCAGAACCAGAAAAUCCUCACAUAAAGAGAGGGAUCAAAGGGUUUGUUGAAUUCCCAAGAGUGGUCAGACCAAUUGGAUCCAAAAGCAGGCAUUGGGGUACAAAGCUGGAAUGUCAAAAGGCUCAGCUCAGAAUUCUGCUGAAGCAAAAGAGCCCCAUCAGAUCCAAUAGUUUCAUUAUUAGUUGA
This is a messenger RNA of Prunus armeniaca (apricot), 1137 nucleotides long. NCBI's taxonomy places the organism in Eukaryota, Viridiplantae, Streptophyta, Magnoliopsida, Rosales, Rosaceae. The record is from the annotation of a GenBank genome assembly.